Molecule: messenger RNA, 1499 nt
Organism: Desarmillaria tabescens
Lineage: Eukaryota; Fungi; Basidiomycota; Agaricomycetes; Agaricales; Physalacriaceae
Exons: 4
Coding region: 184-1209 (341 amino acids)
Source: RefSeq, a predicted model, not a curated record
UAAAAGGCAAUCGGGAAUCGCGUCUCAUCAUCAGGGAUUCGGACUUGUUCUUUUCUUCGACGACGUCCUGUCAGAAGGCAGUGACGGUAUCGCUAUCCUGCUCUUUUCUCCUUUUCUUACUACUCGUUAUAAGGGCAGCCAGCAAUGCACUAGUUCUGCUGUACCACCUUUUACUGCCAGCCCAUGCAAUCAGUUCUCUCACCACUGCCUCUCACCAUGGAUUCUGCUGACCACGAUUUCUCUCCGGCACAAUGGAAUUCGCAUCGCUUUAGUCCAUCACCGCCCUUUGAGUCGACACAGGAUAUGGAAUAUCCUUCCCCAGUGGGCUCAGUCGCCCCAUCUUUCCAGCAGCCAGCGCCGACGUCGACGUCGACGUCCCCUACAGACGACUUCAGCCAGGUCGAGUCAUCUAUUGGCCCAGAUCGUGUGCUGACCCGACGUCAAAAGGCUGCUCUCGAGGGCAAGCGCUCGUCGUUUCCUGCUGCCCCACGCUCUCCACAAACUAUCCGCUCCCAUACGCCACCAGCCUCGCCUCACCGCGAGCGCCUGUCGAUGAACGUGUCCUCAUUGGGAAACCUUCAGAUGCCCCACACUUACCCAUUGACCCCCGACUCUUCCUCUACCCCGUAUUCACCUGCUUAUGCCUUCCCCCAAUCUCAGUCUCAAUCUCAAUCCCAAUCUCAGAACUCUCAUUCCAAGUCCCCUUCUGACCCUCGUUCUGCGUCUCCUGCUUUGAGCACUUCCUCAUCGUCUGUCUCUGCUUCCUCAAAUCAUCCUCAGUUUGCUCAAUUCCAACAUACUCCAGGCCCUUCUGGUAAAACACAAAAACAACGCAAACAGCGUCUCUUUAACGUCGAUCGCAAGGCCAUCUGUCAAUAUCAUCGACAGCAUCCCGAUGCCCGUCAGGAAGACAUUGCUAUGCGCUACGGGGUUGAGCGCAGCACCAUCUCCAAGAUCCUCAAACACAAAGUCAAAUGGCUCAGCGUCCCCUCUGAUGAAGAUCUCCGGAUCUCGAAGCACCGACCUUCAAAAUUCCCUCUCAUCGAGGACAGGAUGAUCCUGUGGUUAACCGAGGAAGAGACCACCAAAACGGCGCUCUCUGACAUGCGUUUACGCGAAAAAGCCCGUCAAAUUGCUCGGGAGAUUGGCAUGUCUGAAGAGAGCGGAGGAGGCAAUUCGAGGCUACGAGGCCAGAGACCGAGAAAUUGAACGAAAGCGGGCCGCUGCACUGAGGCCUGCAUGCUGGCCGCAAGAACAGCCAACGCAGCACCCGCCGUAUAAUCAGUAUGGUCCUUCGCAGUAUGAAAAUCCAUCGUCAGUAGCCCCCGCAGCCGAACAAUCGUCAAUGUCGCAGCCUUCUCUCCAGCCGAGGUUCCAAAGCCCCGAACUAUCGACAAGGUAUGAUGCUACAACAACCGCUGUGGUACCAUACGAUAAUGGCCCGUCUGUGCGAUCGUCGGCGUAUCCACCUCCAAGCUCUUACCCUGCGCCAGCUCCCA